Molecule: messenger RNA, 1762 nt
Organism: Salpingoeca rosetta
Lineage: Eukaryota; Choanoflagellata; Craspedida; Salpingoecidae
Exons: 5
Coding region: 585-1328 (247 amino acids)
Source: RefSeq, a predicted model, not a curated record
CUUUGAGUGGGUGCACGACAACGGGCGGUGAUGCAGGACAACGAGCGGUGGCAGUGCGGGGAGGCAGCCGUGGUCCGUUGCUGGGAGGUGGGCCAUCACCGGGGAGAAGCCACACCGACCCUGGCCCGUUGCUCGGGUCGAGACGGGAACGACGGCGUUGCUCAUUCAACUCCCGACACCCGCACCGCAACAAGCGCCGAGCUGCGCCAACCAGGUCCCGCACAGUGCAGCCAACCACACUGGCAGACGAAGUCUGCGGUCACUCCAGCAACAGCAACACCCCUGCCACCAGCGCCAUGCGCGGCGACGCGAAGGAACAAAGGCAACAAAAGCAACAAGGGAAUUGCUCAAGUGCCGCCCAGUGCAAUCGUGCACACGCACACACGCACACGCACGCGUGAGCGAGGUCUCCCUGCGCCCACAAAAGGCCAUUCAUCCAUACCCCCGCGCGCACGCACACGCACACGCAUACACAGAGAGACACUCGAGUGGCAUCUGUGAGCCUGCAGCAGACACUUCCGCUUUGCCAGACCUCGCUUUGCAGCACUGCAGCAUAUCACGACAACACACACACACAGCCAAUCAUGAUGAAGACGGUUUUUGCACUCGCCUUCCUGGCGUCCAUCGCCCUCUGCCGCGGUGCGGUGGUUGUGUCGGAGAUUGAGAGCUUUGAUGUUAUUGGCGACUACAUUGACCAGAAGACACACGCAAGGGACCCCUGCGUCAGAAUCACAAACGCCCACGAGGGCUUCCGCUUCAACAUUGCCACGGAAGAGACGCUUGUUCCCAUUUGCCUGAGCCUGUGCCCCGACAGCCGCCUCGGCUACGAGAUCACGGAGGGCUGCGACGAGGAGUGCGAUUUCUGCCUGGAGGCCCUGGAGUGCGUGGACGAUAACCCGCCAGAGCACCCCGGCAGCUGCCGCGCCAUUGUCGACCUCGACUGCGACGAGGGUCCGUUCACGUGCCUGCCGAGCAACACCGGCGUGCGCUUCACCCCGGCCGACGUGCCCGAGGGCGUUUCCCAGGCAGAUCUCCCGCGCAAGGAGCUUGCCUCUGAGGACGGCUUCAUUGCCUUUGUCACGCGCGAGUGGUGCACGGGCAACAACGAGACAUUCGACCUCCUCCCCUGCAGCCCCGGCCGUGAGAACUGCCACGCCAUGGAGCCCUGCGAGUCUGAGAGCUACGACUGCUGCUACCUCGCAUCAAGCCUGGCCCUGACGACAACCACCACCACCACCACCACAACCACCACAACUACAACCACCACUACCUCCACAACCACCACCACCGAGGCUGUGACAAGCUCCUUCUUCUUCACAGGCUUUUGAAUAAGCAUACACACACCUACCACCCUUAACACUGCCCCUUUCUGUUUUGCUGUCCGUCCGUGUGUCGUAUCCUCUACUGUUGCUGUGUUGCGGUAGUUGUAAUUGUGUCGACUGGGCGUAUCAUGAUGUUAUGUACAAGCUGCCUUGGGUGCGCCCAGGGCAACACUCAUUCUCGUCUUUUCGUGUUGGCUGGGUGCUGUGGCCCUUGGUCAGUCGCUUCUCCUGCCCUUUCUGUCCUGUGGUUCCCCUUUUGCGUGUGCGCCUCUUUCUCUCUUCCCGUCCCUGUGUAUAUGUGCCUGUUGCAGUUCGCACCCACCACCGUAUUUGCCCAGUGCAUUGGUGUUCUCCCAGCUUGAUGAGGCUCCACCUCACGGCUUUUGGUUCGUGGUUUUUUGGUGUGUAUGGAAACCAAUGAAGACAACAUAUGAAACAUC